AAGCGCAGCGAUGGCACACUUGUCGCCGGCGGACAUGGAUCUGAUCCAAGACCUGCAGAUGAAAGCCAAUAAAACCACUGACGAGACGCUGGAGUCGACUCGACGUAUGCUAACCCUAUGCGAUGAGUCCAACGAUUGCGGUAUACGUACACUCGUGGCGCUGGACGAGCAGGGUGAACAACUGGACAGGAUCGAACGGGACAUGGACAUGAUCAACGACGACAUGCGCGAGACGGAAAAGCAUUUGACCGAGAUGGAAAAGUGGUGCGGUGUGUGUCUGUGUCCGUGCGGUCGCAACAAGGAGUUCAGAGAGGACCCGAACGCGUGGCAACUGUCCACCGAGAUGGGCGCAGUCGUAUCUGGUCAGCCUAUGAAAGGCGACGUUUAUUAUAAGCCCGGCAAACAACACGGCGGUAGUGUUGACAGCGUUAACACAGGGUAUGUCAAACGGAUUACCGGCGACGCGCGCGAAAAUGAGAUGGAAGAUAAUAUGGGCGUGGAAUAUGGCCAUCGAUAUAGGGGUCUAAUACCGAGCGCAUACAAGAUGCCAAUGAGAGGGCUCAAAAAGCCGCCACUUCGGUCGCAGCCGUCGGAACCGAUGACAGAGUGGGAAGAGUUGCAAAUGAGGGCCCAUUUGGUGAGCGACGAGACACUGGAGUCGACGCGACGGAUGCUAUCGCUGUGCGCCGAGUCGGAGGAGACGGGCGUCAAGACACUGGAGCUGAUCCACACACAGGGCGAACAAUUGGAUCGCAUCGAUCGAGACAUGGAUGGCAUGAAUGAAGACAUGCGACAGACAGAGAGGACGCUGACGAAGAUGGAGAAGUGGUGCGGACUGUGUCUGUGUCCGUGCGGUGCGGGCGCUGGCGGUCGGGCCAAGAAGUUCAGGGAAAAGCGGGCGAUUUGGCGCUCGUCGACCGCCGCCGAGAAGAGACCGAUUGUCACGUCUCAGCCCAACGGCAGUAGUAGUCGUGAGUCGGUCGACGACGGUGUGGACAACGGCGGCCGUCAGGACGAGUCCGGUCUAUACAUACUUCGCGUGACAAACGACGCCCGCGAGGACGAGAUGGAGGAGAAUAUGGGUCACGUGUCGACACUGAUCGGGAACCUGAGGAAUAUGGCCAUCGAUAUGGGCCACGAGAUCGGCGCCCAGAACUCGCAGUUGGACUCAAUUAACCAAAAGGCCGACAGUAAUAAUGUCCGCAUUCAGGGUAUAAACGACAGGACAGCACGACUGGCCAAA
Molecule: messenger RNA, 1243 nt
Organism: Medioppia subpectinata
Lineage: Eukaryota; Metazoa; Arthropoda; Arachnida; Sarcoptiformes; Oppiidae
Source: the annotation of a GenBank genome assembly